This is a messenger RNA of Acyrthosiphon pisum (pea aphid), 639 nucleotides long. RefSeq names its product protein ALP1-like. Bases 1 to 639 code for a protein of 212 amino acids. The record is from RefSeq and is a predicted model, not a curated record. Lineage: Eukaryota; Metazoa; Arthropoda; Insecta; Hemiptera; Aphididae. The transcript has a single exon.
AUGGUUGUUGUUGACGCAGAAUGCAAAUUUACCAUGAUUGACGUGGGGGGGUAUGGAAAAAAUAGUGAUGGUAGCAUAUUUGCUAAUUGUAAUUUUGGUAAAAGACUUAAAGAAGGGCAAUUAGAUUUUCCUGAAGACGCACCAUUACCCGGACUAGAUGAGCCUAUGCCUCAUGUAAUUGUAGGGGAUGAAGCAUUUCCUCUUCAGCAAAACCUUAUGAGACCUUACCCUGGCAAUGAGCUAACAAAUAAUGAAGACAAAAAAAUAUUCAAUUUGAGAUUAAGUAGAGCAAGAAACACAAGUGAAGACGCCUUUGGAAUUUUAAGUAAAAGAUUCCGUGUAUAUCAGAGAAGACUAGAGGUUAAACCUAAAUAUGUGAAUAAAAUAGUUUUGGCUACCUGUGUUUUACAUAAUUUUCUAAAAACGGAUUCUAUGACUAUAUUAUCAGAAGUAAUAGAAGAUGAAGCAGCAAAUUCAAGUCCUCGAAAUAGUGCUCUUCACAAUUUAAUGCAUGUUGGAGGCUCAUUUGCUGGAAGUAGUUAUUUAACAAGGGAGAAGUUCAAAAAUUAUUUUUCAUCACCAAACGGAUCAGUAGAGUGGCAAGUUCGAGCAGUUCAACAGGGGAGACGAUACAAUUGA